AUCCUCUUGUUUUAUUCUCCAGGUUUCUGGUUCACUCGUGUUCUCUUUUCUCUCUUCUUUAAUAAACAUAAUUUUCACAGCAGCAGAUCUCAGUUCAGAUGAUAAACUCCUCCAGAUAUUCCUGCUCGCUUCAAAACUCACGAAUGUGAGGAUGUUAUAGGUAUUUACUGAACUGAUUCAAAAUCUGUAUUUUCUCUCUCUUAGAAACUUGUCUAACCGUUUGUAUGAAGGCAGCACACCGACAUAACAACAACAGAGAGCGUGGUGAAACUGAACUUCUUCCUCUGAGGUUUAAUGAUGUUUGUCAAACAAACGUGUGUGUUUAGCGCCUCCCGCUGGACUGGAGCGAAGCGACGAGAGGAAGAAAGACCAGAACGGUGGAGAAGUGUUUUUUUAUUUUUUUAUUGCAACAACAUUACAACCAAACAAGGUACAUGAACACAUUUCCAAAAAUAUCCACAAUUAUUCAGACUUGGUUGAGCAUAACCAGACUUAUACCAACAAACACACUUAAAAAAAAACAAACAAGAAAACAACUACAAAAUGGGCCUUUAAAUUAAAUUAGAUCAUUCCAACAUAGAGAACAGCUUAAGGGCUUUUUUUUAUUCUUAACACAUUUUAAGGAUUUAUAUAAAAGUUUUAGCUCGUUACACCAACUAAUAAAGUUGGGUUUAGAUUUAAACCAUCUGCAUUUGUGAAUAAAAAACCUCCCAAAACAUAUCAGAGAAUUGAGAACAAAUUCUAAAUCUUUGUUUUCAUGAAAAAUACCAAACCUAACUACCUUCACAUUGAAUGGUUGUAAUUCAACAUAUUUGGAACAUAACAAGUUUUGCAUCUCACUACAACAGAAGUGAACUGAAUCACACCAAAAAAAAAAAAAAAAAACAUGCUCUAAAGUUUCAAUACUUGUUUCACAAAAAACACAAUAAUUUGCAUCAAAAUUUAAUUUUAACCUUAAAAAUUCUUUGAUAGGGUAAAUCUCAUUUAAAAUCUUGAAGCACACAUUGGAGAAGGGUUUUCCUGCACAAUAGGAGGCAGCGGUUUUAAGACCCCGCCUAUAUAAGACCCCGGUUAUAGGACCCUAGUUUUUUUCUGCCUGCGCUUCCUACUGAACUGGAUCACCGAAAACACUCAUUUGAGAUGGACGACAUGGACAAUCAGACUGCCAUCAUAAAUGCCCUGGCUGUCCUCCGGAAUGUCUCCUUACAGGAGGCUGAGCAGGUCUUCCUUUCAGGUCUGGAUUAUCAUUGCAGGAUGCUGCAGUGGUUCGCCAUGCUGUGCUGUCAGCCAACCAGAGGACAGCUGCCACCGAGAGAACCACUGAGACUCCUGAUCACCAACGACAGGGCACACUACCCCAGCACCGUAACCCAAUACAGCUGGACAGGUGUCCGAUGGAGAGAGGACUCCCUCACUCACACUAUGGCCAAUGUCAAACACAUGUUCAGCCAACAUGAGAAAGUGACUGUUACACAAAUGGAGUUAGGUGGACACCACCACCGCUUCAAACAGUUCCCGGGGGCUUUGCUCAGAGUCGCUGCUGCUGCCAGAACUCUGUUUAACAUUGGUAUGUCCAGUGUCGAUGAAGCAAACCAGACCGUGAACUCCAUGAAACUGCUGUUUACUGUCUUCCAGAAUGACUUUGCCCAGACUCAGCUGUUUACAGCGUUAAUGACAGACAUGCUGUGGGAGGUUAGCUCCUCCAAUGACAGCCUAACCACGGGUAAAACCCCACCAUACAUGAUGCCCUUAAGCCUUGUGCUAACUGUGUGGCUUACGCCAUCACCACGCCAGCUGACUUGCUACAAAUACACCUGGCCAACUCUCUGGAUAACGCCAUCCUACUGCACAUCAACUCCAAACAUAGGGAAAUGGAUGUGCUCCUGAACCAACCGAUCAGCGAGUCAAGCCAAAUCUACAGACUUAAAGACAUUGUCAAUGUCAGGUUGUGGAACAGCAACACCCUCACCAAGACACACAUUCCAGAUGUGGUGGCCUACCACGACAGCAACACACAUCUGUACCUGGCCCCAAACCUGCACAUGUGUACUUUGACCAAAGACAUUCAUUAUCUCUGUCUUAACAAAUCCUUCCUCAGAGACAACGCUGAAGGAAUCUGUAGGCUGCAACCCCUGGUCAGCGACACAUGCUGCCCUGCCCUGCCGAAGCCAAGUCUCUUACACAAGUCACAGAAAUGCAAGCAGAGAUUGUAGGUGAUAGAUGGCUCGUCAACACUCCUGUGCGUUAAGCUACACUGACCUACAACCAGCAUGACACUGCCACCCGUGUCAACCUGCUUGACCAGAGCAUGUGGAUUCAAGUACCGAAAGGUACCAACACAAUGACAUUUCUCCCGUCGACACAGCCCUCCAAGAACUGUCUCAACAGCCCAUUCUGAACCAGUUACCUGCGGUCCGAGCCCGGACUGCUGCAGACACUGCAUGGUGCAUCUCCACUGUCAUCGGUCACACCCUGACCCUAGCCAAGUCAAAGACCACAACGAACCUCAUCAAACUAAAUCCUCAGCAUUUAUUACAAAUUUGAGAGAGUCCAGAGAUUCCCACGAGAGCAGCCUCAAAGGAGAAACGAAACACCCACAUUCCCGUUUAUUUAAAAUGUAUUGUAAAUAUAUUGACUGUGUUGCCUUUUUGGAUUUAGAUGUCUUUCAUAUGGAGUAUCUGCAAUUUUAUUGUGUGUUAAUCAAACUUUAAAUGUGUGUAAAUCUGCAUAUGAAUGUAACUUCAUGUUUCAAUCAUUUAUAUAUGCCAUUUUUGGUAUCUGUUUAACCGUCAUGCUUUGACGGAUUCACUUAGGCAUAGGAUAUUACAGUAAAAUGUAUUAAUCUGGAGUUACGAACUUGCUAGAAUAUAACUGCUGAAUUCUGAUAAGCCAUAACUCACGUGAGUAGGUGUUUCCCCAGAGACAAAGGAACGUUUUUCCACUUCAGAUCGCGGACCUUCAUUGGUUGUUCAUGCAAACAGAGGCGUGAACCAGUCAAGACAUAAGAACUGAAACAAGGAAGUUCCUCCGGCUCUUGGUCCUCUUCUCUUGUUCUCUUGUUCGACUCUUCUAUCAUCUCUGAUCUCAGCAUGGUGGCUGAGAGAACAGCCCGUUUUCAUGGCUCCUUCGGGAGCUUCCAUCUCCGUUUUCUGUUUAUUUGCCUCUCCCCAAAAGGGAGAUGAACUCUGAAUCAUUUCUGUACUAACUUCACGUUUGUCGGACCUCUGAAACAGCAGCCCAGGAAGACACGCAAGAACACGCCCAGCUACAAAGAACCAUGCACGCAUGCACGCUGGUCUGGCGAGUCACAAAGAGACCUCAUGCAAGUAUUUAUUUUCUAUGGAGAUUUAAAUGCUGCUCAAAAGUUGUCGAUCUGAUUCCUUGUUGUCUUUCAAAAGGUUACUGUCUGUGUUUACCACACUGUGAGAUCAUUCUGUGAUCGCGACCGUGUCUCUCUCAUUCUCUCUUGCUCACACACUCUCUCUCUCUCAUUUGGAUUCCGAUAUGUUUUGUAUCUGUUUACUGUCUGUAUUGUUGUACGCAUAUUUACUCUGUGUGAUUUGUAGUUUGAUGUAGUAUUAGUUCAAUUAUAAAAAACCAAUAUAUAUUCAUGAUUGCUUCUGCCUAAAAUUGCUCACAUCAUGUGUCAA
Carassius auratus (goldfish) is the source of this 3650-nucleotide messenger RNA. RefSeq lists its product as uncharacterized. The coding region runs from base 1141 to 1887 and encodes 248 amino acids. The record is from RefSeq and is a predicted model, not a curated record. Lineage: Eukaryota; Metazoa; Chordata; Actinopteri; Cypriniformes; Cyprinidae. The transcript has 3 exons.